This is a messenger RNA of Porites evermanni, 2376 nucleotides long. NCBI's taxonomy places the organism in Eukaryota, Metazoa, Cnidaria, Anthozoa, Scleractinia, Poritidae. The record is from the annotation of a GenBank genome assembly.
AUGUCAUGGUUUACUGAGCUUGCGGGCAAAGCAGAGUCACUUUUGGAGAAAGUUGACAAUGUUGCAGCCACAGCAUUGACAAAGGAGCAAGCUGACAUUCAAAAUGUUGGACUAAACAGCAGUGGUACCACACCUUUACCAUCUGUGACCCCUGCUUCUACUCAAAGAACAAGUUCUGUACCACCCAGUGGACAACAGGGAAAUAUUACGAGAUCAGCAAGUGACACUAGUGUUUUAGGUUUGUAUAUUCAGUGAUUCACAGUUCACAUGAUAGACAACAGGCAUGGAUGGUCUUCUUGUACUUAUGGACUGUUCAUAUGAUGCCAAAAUGACUUUCACUCCAGAGUGAGUUUCAUUCCAGAGUGAGGUUUGUACUGCAUUCACCUGAUAAAAUGGAAUGGCUCAGCCUGAGGAGUUCUUGCUCGCACCAGAUCAGAUAUGGGUGUAGAACAUGUCUCAGACCACACGAUUUUCAGUCAGUCUGGAACAAAGUUCGUGUUCAGUUUACAUUGUACCAGAAUGAAAUUUGGUAAAAAAAAAAUGCUCGUUUACCCACGAAGCACGUAGGAGUUCAUAUGAACUCGUUUAAAUGUGUCCAUGCGUUCCAGAUCGAAUUGAAAUUUGGAAGUGUUAGUUUUUGAGGAGAGGGGAAAACUGGAGUACCCAGAGAAAAGCCUCAAAGAGCAAGGGAGAGAACCAACAACAAACUCAACCCACAUAUGGUGUCGACACUGAGAUUUGAACCCGGGCCACAUUGGUGGAAGGCGAGCGCUCUCACCACUGGGCCACCCUUGUUCCCCAGAAGGGGAGAACGAAUUUCAAUUCAGAUUGAAAACUGGAAUGGACUCAUACCAGAAUAACUUAUACUGGAAUGAAAUGUCAGUUCGAUAUCAUGUAAACAAAUACAGAGAAAUAUAUGGAGAUGGAAUGAACUUGUUCCAGAAUGAAAAUCAUUUCCCCGCAAAAUAACGUCUGAGAAACAAGUGCAGAAAUUCCAUACUGAUGAUCUGGGAAGUGGUUCUGGUUGGUUGAAGCAAAUUUUCAGCCAAUCAGAAGCACUACCCAGGUCUGGGUUGUGAUGGUCAUUAGUAUAGAAUUUCUGCACUCGUUUCUCAGAUGUCGUUUUGUGGGAAAACCAGUGGUUGGGUUGUGAAAUGUCAGCUGUUUUCUGAAGCUACUAGUAACUAGUUUCUUUCUGCACUCAGGUGGGCCCACAGUUCCCAUCAAGUCUCGUCUCCCUCCUUCUGGUACCAGGACACCCCCUAGGGUGGCACGAACAGAAAACAAAAGUGAUGAUAAAUUAUUUGAGUUCCUGAACAGCAACAUUCCUGCCACGAAAGAACGAAAAGUGAUCAAGCCAAAGGUGUCUGGGGAAAGCUCUUCAGAAGCAGUGUCAAAACCCAUUAGUAAUAUGGAGGAGACCCAAGUUGAAUCCAUAGAUGGGAAACUUAACGAGGGUGAGCUGAUACACUUGCUACUCUGAUGCCCUCAAAAUUUUUAUUUUAUCCCUCAUUUAGAAUUGUAGCGUGUGGAGAUUCUCUGCUGUAAUUUUUCAAGAACCAUGAAGUUUUUAGUAGUAUAUCACAUGAAAAGAAAUAUCCAUUUUUUAUCAUGAUAUAGUGUUUAGGGUUGCAAAAUCUUCAUUAAACUCUUUAACAGUAGAUGAGGUUAAGUGUAGGUGCCNAUUUAGAAUUGUAGCGUGUGGAGAUUCUCUGCUGUAAUUUUUCAAGAACCAUGAAGUUUUUAGUAGUAUAUCACAUGAAAAGAAAUAUCCAUUUUUAUCAUGAUAUAGUGUUUAGGGUUGCAAAAUCUUCAUUAAACUCUUUAACAGUAGAUGAGGUUAAGUGUAGGUGCCCUAGAGGAUGGUGAUGCCAGGUGUAUAAGAGAUGAACAGAAUAUAUCCAUGGCAACUAGUGAGUGGUAACCAUCAAAACUCAUCCCGACAGGCUCUUCUAACUGAUGAAUGAUGCUAAAUGAGUUAAAAGCCAGUGUAGUGAUAAGAUUUUAGGGAAGUUAAGCAUGGUGGGAAUCUGGAUUGCAAGUUACAUGUAUCUUGCUACCCUGAUUGGGGGUUUUCUAUUUCUAGGUUACAGUAUUCCAUGGCUAAAUAUUAUUUUGUUAUUAGGAACUGUUGCAAAAACUGAUGAUAAGGCUCAUGAGGUCAGUGCUGUUUCUAACGGUCCAAGUGUGGAAGAGCCCAAGUCACAAGAAAUGCCUCAGCAUGAUGUUGUUGCAAUAAACAGUGGCCACCACACAGAUGAUCACCAUAUGUCUAACCUUGAGCUAGAAAACACAUUACUGAGAAAAGAGGUGGCUUCUUUGAAUGAAGAAAUGGUGUCUGUAGUGCAGAGGGCAAAAGAAGCUGAAAAAAGUAAG